CUGCUGGCGCUGCUGAUCUGUUUGAAUUAUGGACAUGGGCUCUACGUGAAGGUUUAUAAUCGAAAUGACAGGAGUGGCGUUUUGUCUCAUCCCAACAGCCUAGUCAGACAGAAGCGAGAAUGGACAGUCCCUCCAGCUUUCAUACGGGAAGAGGAGGACAAUUCCUAUAAGAAUCCAAUUGCUAGAAUACAUUCAGAUCUUGAAGAUACAGGAAUAGUAGUAACAUACACUAUAUCUGGUCAAGGAGUAACAGAACCCCCUUACGGAUUAUUUGUUAUCAAUGGAAAGACUGGUGACCUGAACAUAACAGGAAGGGUGGACAGAGAAAAGACUCCAAUUCUUCUUGUCCGAGGCCACGCACUAGAUAAGAAUGGGGCAAAACUGGAAGAGCCAAUAGACCUCCCAAUUAAAGUUGUGGACAUAAAUGACAAUUUUCCAGUGUUUUCACAUGAAGUUUUUGUUGGUUCAAUUGAAGAAUUAAGCGAAGCAGGUACAAUUGUAAUGAGGAUAAAUGCAACAGAUGCAGAUGAACCAAAUAAUUUAAAUUCCAAAAUUGCUUUCAGGAUUGUUUCCCAAAGCCCUAGCGAUGCAUUCAGCAUGGAUAAGAAUACUGGCGAGGUUCGAGUAGCAAAAAUAAACCUUGACAGAGAGACACAAAGUAGCUAUUCUUUGGUGGUGGAAGCAAAGGACCGUGGUGGUGAAACAGGAGGGAAUGCUGCAACGUGUUCUUUAGAAAUUAAGAUUCUGGAUGUCAAUGACAAUAUACCCAUUGUUGAAAGUCAUACAUUUGAAGGAAGCAUUGAAGAAAACAGGGCAAAUGUGGAAAUUAUGCGGAUAAAAGUAUUUGACAGAGAUGAAGAGUUUUCUGAUAACUGGCUGGCAAACUUUACAUUUGUUUCUGGCAAUGAAGGUGGUUUUUUCCAAAUUGUAACAGAUGCCCAAACAAAUGAAGGGAUUUUGACUGUUGUGAAAGAGCUGGAUUAUGAAAAAAUGCAAAGCCUAAACUUGGGUGUUGUUGUUACAAACAAAGCAGAGUUCCACAAGUCAAUUAAACACAGUUACAAAGCAAAAACAAUUCCGAUCAAAAUUAAGGUGAUCAAUGUGCAGGAAGGUCCUGUGUUCCCUGGUGGCACAAAAAUUAUUGAAGCAAGUGAGAAACUGCAGAUAAAACAAGUUAUUGGACAGUAUCAAGCCUAUGAUGAAGACACUGGAAAAAUAGCAGAGCGCAUUACCUACAUGAAAGGAAAAGAUGCGGCAAACUGGAUCACAGUAGACCCGGUGACAGGUGAAAUCCGACUUGCUAAAAAUCUUGAUUACGAAUCACCUCAUGUGGUAAAUGGCACCUACACUAUCACCAUGUUGGGUGUAACUACUGAUUCCCCAAGGAAAACAGUCACUGGCACAGUCAUCAUUCAAGUUAAAGAUGAGAAUGAUAACUGCCCAGUUAUUGUGAACCCUGUGCAGACUGUGUGUUCAGAUGCAAAAUUAGUUGAUGUUACAGCUCAUGAUUUGGAUGGUUACCCAUACAGUUAUCCCUUCAGCUUUACUGUCAUUGAUGAGCCAGAAGGAACAGCAGCAAAAUGGAUAAUUGCCUCUGGAAAUGACACCAGCGUACAGCUGGUACCACAAAACCUGAAGCCAGGCAGAACUGAAGUUCCCAUGCUAAUAAAGGAUUUCCAAGGGGUCAGCUGUGCUCUGCCACAGACUCUGCAGCUGAGUGUUUGUGAGUGUGCAGAUGAUGGCGUGUGCCAGGAGAAGUUUGUUGGUGCGAAGUCGGUGGGUCUGGCACCAGCAGCGGUUGCACUCAUCAUCUUGGCAUUUUUACUUUUGCUGCUUGUUCCACUCUUACUGCUGCUGUGUCCUGGUGGCUUGGGAGCAAAGGGAUUUGGUGGAGCAAAGACGUUUGCUGAAAUACCAGACCACAGUGAAGCCAUGUUGCGUCAGUGGAACAGUGAAGGAGCAGCUCCUGAGGAGAAGCCAGUGCUAAGCUUCAUUCCACCCACUGCACUUGGGAACUUGAAAGGAGGAACAACAACAACAGCAGCAGCAGCAGGAGGAAUGAGUGGAGAAGAAGCUCUAAUAGGAGCAGGCAGCUCUGCCUCUCACGUAGGAGAGCAUCACAACACUGUUACCAGGGAAAGAUGGGAAGAGCAAAGGCGUCUUCUUUCUGCUGCCGACUAUGGAGCCAUGGCAGCUGAAGGCAUGGCAGGUGUAGACGGCAAGACAAUGGUGUCUGGAGGAGGAGUUGCUGUGGGAGCAGCAGGAGCCAUGAAUGAAGAAUUCUUAAGAGACUACUUCAACGAUAAAGCUGUCUCUUUUGCUGAUGAAGAUGAAGAGCAAGCUGCAAAAGACUGUCUCCUGGUUUAUUCCCAGGGAGAAUCAGGCUCCCCUCAUGGCUCCGUUGGCUGCUGCAGCUUUAUUGAGGGGGAUCUUGAUGACCAUUUUCUUGAUGAUUUAGGAGACAAGUUUAAGACUCUAGCAGAAAUAUGUAUAGGUAGACAGAUCAACAUGAAAGACGGUGGCUACAAGAAUGAAUCUGGUUUUGGUCUUAGUGAAGCAAAGUCACAGUUCUUAGAUCAACAAAAUGUUUCCACCUCUGAACAAGCCUUUUCCUCAGGCAGUGGCUUCCAGUCCAUCCACACAGGCAGUGGCACAGGAGAAAGCACCCUGUCCAAGGAGGUGGUCACAGAAACAACCUUUUCAUCAUCCCCUUCUGGGCAGCACAAUGCCCGGCACCUCCCCACAUGCCACGCAGAGAGCAGUGUCACCAUGACGGAAACAUCCUAUUCUGUGGGGGCUCCUGCCCGCUCUGCCCCUCUCUUUUUAGAUCCCCAGAUUAAGGAGAACGUAGUGGUGACAGAGAGAGUGCUGGCACCUGCAUCAAGCAUUCAGGGGAUGGUGAAAAUCCCUGAUCUGCCACACGGAGGUAACGUGGUGGUUACAGAGAGGAUGGUGAAGUCGGCAGGUGCAGGGCCAGGAGCCCUGACAGUUCAGGAUCUCCCUGACUCACAGUAUGUCGUGGUGAGGGAGCGAGAGAGGGUGCUUGUGCCUGCUGCUGCAGAGCAGGGCUCACUCAGCUUCCCUGCUUCGACAGAGGAACGCAGCACGGUGCUGAGUGAAAGGGUGGUGACAGCCUCAGGGCUGCAAAGCAGAGCUGAGCAGGCACCAGGUGCCAGCUCAGGAAGGCAAGAGCAUGCUCUAAUCACAGACUCCCCACUUAACCUGAUGGGCUCUGACUUACAAGGGACUCCUGCCAGUGCCACACUGAGCAAGUCUUCCAGGGUCACCAAACACAGCACAGUGCAGUACACUCGCUCAUAGCCUGGCUCCUUGCUGGGAUGGCAGUGUCCAGCAUCCUUCUGUCUGUAUGCAUCCUGCCUCAGCCUUUUCCAUGAGAUCCAAAUUUGCUGGAGCUUCCAGAAUGACAAAUGCUCUCAUUUGCACUAGUUUGUAUAAAUAUGGAAUAUAUGACCAGGAAGCAAGUAAGGAAAUCUGGUGUUAAGCUAUAUUGGCAGGGAUGCUUUUGAAGUGGAAAGAUGUGGGAAAUACUUUUUUUUGUUACUGCUUUUUAUUGUACAGAUGGUGUAAGAAUGCCACAUAACCAGAGCUGCAUAAUUUUGGGAAAACAGGAAAAAGUCUCCAAUCUAGUGAUGGAUAGCAACCUGCAAAGCACAAGUAAAGUUUUUGAACUGCUAUUGAGUGUAUCUGAAGUCCUCGUGUGUGGGGAGUCAGUUUCUCAUUAUGUGUUUGCCAUUGUGUUGCGGGCCCUGGCAGCUCCCCCAGAGCCUUGCUAAAAAAUCUUCCUGAGAAGCCCAGGCCACCAAAGCUAGUAUGCCUGCAGUGGUGUGUUGAUCUCCUGAAGGGAUGUCACAAUUUCAGGUUAUCAGAAUUUGUAACAUAAGCAAUCAAUACUUGCAUGUUACCACAGAAGUUAGAGAGCAAGUAGCAAAAAAGCUGAGAACUGCAAUUUUUUAUUACCUCAAUCUAACAGUUCCAUUACUUGGUGUGGGUCUACGCUGGCAUGGACAAGUAAGCAUUUGCAUUGUUAUAUUUUCCACUUUAUUCAACUUAUGAGAAUCAGCCAAGGCUUACCUUAGCCUUAGAGCCAGAUUCAGCCAGUGGCUUUGUCAGCAAAGCUUAUGGCCCUUGGACAUCCAUAGGAUAUGACUGACAGAUGCAAUUUGGUAUUUGGAAUUGUGUCUGUCAACACACAGACACAGAAAUCAGCCUUGUGUGUGUGAGGUUCCACUAGUUUCAGUACCAGAGCUCGAGUGGCUGAUGAAGUGCUGUGUAAUGACAGCUUCCCUUGGCUGUGACAAGACAAGAGGAAGCUCCCUUUAGCUCUGCUUUGCUUUUCUUGAAGUUUAUGUGGUAAAAGCAGGAGAGAGUACUGCACUGUUUGGCAGUACGUAUAUGUGUACGUGUAGAUAUUUGUAUGCCAUUUGGAACAUUCUGAAGUUAAUUUUAUACAAGAAAAAAUGUCUUACACUCCAUAAGUUUUCUUAGAGUAGAAGUAUUUUCAAUGAGGCAUAGGUAGGUUUUUUAUCUCCUACCUGUGAAAUCAGCAAGAUGGUCAAAAGGUACUGCAAAUUCUGGUUUUGUGGACUUGCAGAACUUUCAGGUUGUCUCCAUCUCCUGGAAUUUUCCUGCAUCUGCAGCAUUAUUUUUUCCACUUAUGUGGUUUACCUUUGACUAGAAAUGCUCUCAGUGUGUUUAGUUUUACUAACAGCAAAAGUUGCUUUAAAGACAUAAAUACAUAAAUUUGGUACCAUUGCUGUGCUCAACCAUGACAGAUGGGUCAUUACAUUAAGUGGAGUAGUAUGUUUCCAGACAUAUCAGACUCCCUGCUUGGUUGGACCUAUUGGUUAUUUAUCUCUUACACUAUGUUUUUAAAAUACAUGUAUUUAUUUCUGAGUCAGCCUGCAGUUCCAAGUGGUCACCACUUUUCUGACUUUCUAAUAGAGUAUCUUUGUGGGUUUAUGCAGUCUUAAAAUAAAGAAUUCUACUGUAUUUUUUUAGUUCUUCAUUCAAACAGCUACCCCAGUGAAAACACUGGCUUUCCUACUGCAAAUAAAGAGUUUAAAGAUGGAAUGAGGACUGAGAUUUCCCAAACAGCCUCAAGGAAUAUCUGAAAGAUACAGAUGUAAAAAAAAUUGGUGUCCUGCUAUAACAAAGAUUCUGACAAAAAUGUGAAUUCUGCCUUAGUGGUUAAGUGCACUAAAUUUUGUGACUCGAUGCAAGAGAACAGCAUCCCCUCUGUAGAUUUACUGGGCUUUGGGGCAAAUCCUUCAAAUCAGUUUUAUGCUUCCAGACAACAUGGCAUAAAACAGUCUCGGUUUUAUAACGUGUUACAACAUGGAGCUGUUAACAUCCAGAAGAGAUGUAAGAGUGUAAUGUUUGUAAAUAAACUUCUUUCACAGA
Messenger RNA from Cyanistes caeruleus (blue tit), 5421 nucleotides. The record is from RefSeq and is a predicted model, not a curated record. Lineage: Eukaryota; Metazoa; Chordata; Aves; Passeriformes; Paridae.